Messenger RNA from Drosophila elegans, 818 nucleotides. RefSeq names its product C-type mannose receptor 2-like. Bases 21 to 596 code for a protein of 191 amino acids. The transcript has a single exon. Lineage: Eukaryota; Metazoa; Arthropoda; Insecta; Diptera; Drosophilidae. The record is from RefSeq and is a predicted model, not a curated record.
CUGCGGGUCAGUUACCCAAGAUGUUGUUGCCCAAGUUAGUUUGUUUCGCAUUCGUCAGUUUGGCCUUUGGCCAGCUUAAACAUGUGGCCGCCGAAGAAACCAUCGCCGCCUGCCCCACAAACUUCACGCGGGUGGCGGAUAAGUGCCUCCUGCUCGAUGACAGCUGGAAGAACUUUUUCGAGUCGGAUCGCCACUGCCGAUCCAUCAACGCCGGACUCCUGAGCCUCAAGAACCAGACGGAACUGAAUGCCAUCACCAACUGGCUGGCCGAGAUUGCCCCCAAUCAACCGGAGGUCUGGACAUCCGGCAAUAAGUUGGGCCAAGCCAGAAACGAUUACUUCUGGCAGAGCACCGGGGAGCAGGCUGUGUAUCUGCCCUGGAACACGGGACAGCCCACUCCCGCCAGCGGAGACUGUCUCGCUUUGCUGGCCCACGUCAGCAUGUCCACCGGACAGGUCGUGAUGGAUCCCCACCGGCUGACCGUAAAGAACUGCACCCAGUGGGCGGCCCACAUCUGCCAGGCCCCAUUGCAACUCUUCAAGACCCAGCUGUGUCUCAACACUAGUGCGUUCUUCGAGGCCAAGAUCCCAGUUUAAGUGAAUUAACACAUGAGAGAGAAAGGGCGUGCUGCUCGUACAAAAUAUAAUGUUAUAUAAAACGAAUAUAUUUCAAAUAUUAUUUGUAUACGUUAAAACAAUGUCGAUUUGGAACCGUUUUAUUUAGAACGCAUUAAAGCUGAGAGACUAGGUUGCUUAGAAAGGCACAGACGAACAGUCGCAAAUAUGGUUUAAUAAAAAUUUAAUAAAAAUGGUUCAGCA